This is a messenger RNA of Aspergillus heteromorphus CBS 117.55, 2043 nucleotides long. RefSeq lists its product as uncharacterized. The record is from RefSeq and is a predicted model, not a curated record. The coding region runs from base 98 to 1852 and encodes 584 amino acids. Lineage: Eukaryota; Fungi; Ascomycota; Eurotiomycetes; Eurotiales; Aspergillaceae. The transcript has a single exon.
AUUCAUUCACUCGCCUCUUUCUUCGUUCACUCUCCUUCCUUCGUUUGACGACUCCCGUUCUUUUAUCCUCUGUUCGUUCUCUGCGCUCCCCCUCAAUAUGAAGGCGUCUUUUGUGACGGCCCUUGCCUUGGCCGCUUGCACCCUGGCUACCCCGAUGGGCCAGCCUCAGGUGCGCGAGAGUGAGUGCACUUGCCAGCCUGCGGGCUCGGGGUCUGGGUCUGGGUCUGGGCCUGGAUCUGGAUCUGGAUCUGAGCCUUCCGGCCCUGCGGGGACUGGGACUGGUAGUUAUCCCGGUUCUGGGUCUGGUGCUCCUGGCACUGGGACUGGAAGCUAUACUGGCUCCGGCUCUGGCGUACCCUCUGGCCCUGUCUCUCCUGGCUCUGGCUCUGUCUCGCCUGGCUCCGGCUCCCCUUCUGGCUCCCCCUCUGGGCCUGGUACUGGCGGUUCUGGUGGCUCCCCCGCUGGUCCUUCAGACAUGUCCUCCUGGCCCAGCUCCAGCUCCAGUCCCUCCGAGAUCCCGACUCUGCCUGGCGACAACCACAUGCCCACUGUGACCGUCACAACUACUGUGGCCUACCCGACGGUCCCUGCCUCCUCCAAGGCCCCUACUGCUCCCUCGGAGACCCCGGCCCCGGAGUCAUCCGAGGCCUGCACCACUACCGCUGAGCCUUUCGGCCCUGGCGGCGAGUCUUCCACUCCCGCUACCGCUACCGCUACCACCGCUCCCACCGCUCCCACCGGCCACCCCAGCUUCCCCGGCGGUCCUGGCCCUGUUAUCAUCAGCAGCAAGUCGUCUCCGGCCCCUGCUGGGCCCACCGGCCCUGCCACCGGUCCUGCCACCGGUCCUGCCACCGGUCCUGCCACCGGUCCUGCCAGCCAGCCCUCGACUGCCACCUCCGGCGAGCCUGGGCUCCCCUCCGGGCUCCUCCCCUCCGGCCCCUCCAGCGAGACCACCGUCCCCUCCUCCUCAUCCUCCCCCAGCCAGCCCACCGGCCCCUCUGGCCCCCGGAGCUCCAACACCUGGACAACGUCGAUGAUCCCCAGCGGCACCUCGACUCCCGCCGCGUCCGAGACGCCCUCCUGCGCCAACGGCCACUGCCACGGCACCGGACACCUGAUCCAGGAUCUGGGCCCGCAAGCCGACCACCUCCUGACGGUGCUGGGCAACGGCACGGAGCAGCUGCUGAUCCAGCUCAGCGACCCGGUCGCCAACCUGCUCUCCAGCCUGGGUUUGACCGGCCUGGCCGAGCCCGUCGGCCACAUCAUCAAGGACGCCAGCACGAUCGGCGAGCUGGUGACGGACCUGGGCGCGCCCGUCGACAACCUCCUGAUCGCGGUCGGCAAGGACACGGGCUACCUGCUCAUCCAGCUGGACACGGACGUCAAGGGCCUUCUCAGCAGCAUUGGCCUUGACGCGCUGGCGGACCCGGUGGGCGACCUGCUGGGCGCCAUCGGCAGCAGCCUCAAGCGUCGCGACGACGUCUCCAACCCCAACGGGCUCCUGGAGAAACUGGGCCCCGUGGUCGACUGCAUCCUGGUGGUGGUUGGCGAGGACAGCAAGGAUCUGCUCAUCAAGCUCAGCGACCCGGUGGCGGAGCUGCUGGAGAAGCUGGGCCUGACGGGCGUCGGUCGCAGCGUCGGUCAGGUCAUCAAGUCGGCCGCCUCGGUGGGCGACCUGAUCAAGGAUCUGGGGCCCGUGGUCGACUGCCUGUUGACCGUCGUGGGCGAUGAUGGCGGCUACUUGCUGAUCCAGCUGGAUCCCGACGUUGCGGAGCUGGUCGCCAACUUGGGGCUGCCGGGUGUUGGCGAGGCAGUGGGUGAGGUGCUUCACGUCGUCGGACAGAACCUGUAAAAAGGAAGAAGAUGAUGACUGACUGCUUGAUUGAUGAUGAUGGUGUGUGUGUGUGUGUGUGUGUGUGUGUGUGUGUGUGUGCUGCCACUCUUUUUUGGCGGGAGCUGACACUUUUUUUUUUUUUUCCCUGUCCUCUCUUGUGCCCUCUUAGGGGGUUGUACUAUACUGUACGAUGUAUCUACCUACCUGAC